Siniperca chuatsi (mandarin fish) is the source of this 2215-nucleotide messenger RNA. RefSeq names its product RAB9A, member RAS oncogene family (gene rab9a). The coding region runs from base 517 to 1125 and encodes 202 amino acids. Gene Ontology annotation, biological process: retrograde transport, endosome to Golgi; Rab protein signal transduction. The record is from RefSeq and is a predicted model, not a curated record. NCBI's taxonomy places the organism in Eukaryota, Metazoa, Chordata, Actinopteri, Centrarchiformes, Sinipercidae. Gene Ontology annotation, cellular component: late endosome; phagocytic vesicle; lysosome. The transcript is spliced from 3 exons. Gene Ontology annotation, molecular function: GTPase activity; GTP binding.
UGGGGCUAGCUAACACCCGUUGACGAAUGACUACUUAGCAAAGUCCCGCUUGGUUUAAAAGUAAUAAAUGUUUAAUAUUAUUUUCGCUAUAAUGUGUACUCUGCGAAUAAUAUUAUAUGUAUACGUUGUUGGGGCCUGCAACGUUACCUCAACGCUCGUUGGUUGUUUCUGUCUGGCAAGAUCACAUGAUCCGAGGAUGUCCAACAGUCUGUGAUCGUUAGCUUGUUAGCUGCGUUAGCACCGAGCUUUAGGAGUACACCAGGAAACGGUGUGACCUUACGUUACUCGAGGAGCUGUCAAACAUAUACAUUACUAUUAUUUCCGUUAUUGCAGCAGCGGUCUGGCCCAAACUGUAAGCUGGUUGAACGUUACUUACAUGGCUGCUCACAUCAUCAUUAAACAAAUGAGCAUGUGACCAAAGAACAGUGUCUACAGCACAUGAUCUGGACAAGUGGAGGAGGCCAAAAUCAAUCAGGGGUAAAUUAUUUCAAAGUGGUCGAUCGGGAGUAAAUAGCCAUGACAACAAAGACAUCCCUGCUUAAAGUCAUUCUGCUGGGUGAUGGUGGUGUAGGAAAAAGCUCCAUCAUGAAUCGUUAUGUUACCAACAAGUUUGAUGCACACCUUUUCCACACCAUUGGUGUAGAGUUCCUCAACAAGGAACUUGAGGUAGAUGGCCACCAGGUUACCCUACAGAUCUGGGACACUGCUGGCCAGGAGCGCUUCCGCAGCCUGAGGACUCCUUUCUAUCGUGGCUCUGACUGCUGCUUGCUCACCUUCAGUGUAGAUGACAACCAGAGUUUUCUCAACUUAGGCAACUGGAAGAAGGAGUUCAUCUACUAUGCAGAUGUCAAGGAGCCAGAGAAGUUCCCAUUCGUAGUCUUGGGCAACAAAGUGGACGUGACAGAGAGGCAGGUGUCUACUGAGGAGGCUCAGCAAUGGUGCCAGGAGAACGGCGACUUCCCCUACUAUGAGACCAGUGCCAAGGAUGCCACCAAUGUAGCAGUGGCCUUUGAGGAGGCAGUGCGUAGAGUGUUGGCAUUGGAUGAAAGAACGGACCACCUCAUCCCCACAGACACAGUCAAGCUCCACAGAAAGCCUCGCUCUGCUGCCACUUGCUGUUCAUAACAUCCAGGAGUUAUCACUAACAUUAAUUUGCUGUUAUGCCUGUUAUGUGAUGAGGCUGUAGGUUUACAAUGCUGAAGUAACCUCUUAUUUAAACAAAUAAUGCUACUGGCUUUAUGUUUUCGUAUACUGUUGAAGGUUUGAUAAUGCUAAUAGUUGGACUUCUGUUUGAAGAGAAGAAACACUAAGUUUCUAAUUACAAAUAAACAUUAAAUGACUGAAUCGUUCACUCAGCGCUGCCACGGUUCAAAGGCUAGGCUUUGGAGUGGUAGCAGAGGCCCAAGACUAUCUGUGGGUAAAAAUAUGUCAUAACAGAGCAGGGGCAAUGUAUUUGAAAAAUUUCACUUCCCUCUCAAAUGCUUAAAUGUUCCCUUCUGUCAUGAAGGCAAAUUGUAAUGUGACUCUUUAAAAUAUGUGUUUAGAUGUGUACUACCUUGUGAGUGGGAUUAUAACAGGGUUUCUGAACUUCACUCCCAAAUGUAAUAAUGCAGAUAGUGAUGACCUGUAUAUUUAUAUUCAGAAAAUAACAGCAUAAUUCAAUAAUUUAUGCAGCCCAAUAACCUUAUUUCUGAUUAUUAAUUAUGAAGUAGCUAAGGCACUACUUUGUGUAACUAACAAAUGAGAUGUGUCGUGAUUAUUGCACCUUUAGGUCUUGUUUGUGCACAUUCUGCAUAGUGAAUAGAUUAUGGUUAUAUGCUGGAAGCACUGAGGGACAAGAUCCCUAACAGAAGAUAAAUAUUAAAGCAAAGUUAACAUGCAUGGCAUAUGGUGUAUUUAAGUUUCUGGAAACUUUUGUAUUUUAUAAACUCUUUUUACCUUGAAAGUCACUGAAUGAGUAUUUCCUUGAGGAAAUUGUAAUGAGAUGGCAGACAUGGUUGAGUAAACUUUUUUCCUCAUUGUUUGUUUUAAAUAAUGAUUUUGAUUUACAUUACAUUAACAUUUUUUUAUACUUACAGUUGAAAGUAUUUCCCCACAGCUUAAUAUUUGAAAUGGUGAACCAUUCAUUUGCCUAAACCAUUUCUCAUUCAGAUAUCAUUUAUUUUCAAAGUUGUACUAGUAUGCUAAAUGAUAAAUAAACCCCCUGAGAAUUGUC